AUGGAAUUUCCACACGUCGGUGCUAAUUGCUCAUAUGCUGGCUGUGCAGAUCUGGACUUUCUACCUGUUACUUGUGACUACUGUACCAAGCAGUUCUGCUCUACGCAUGGUAACCCAAUUGCACACCACUGCGACCAAAUGCCCGAGCGGACAGUUGAGGCGACUAGUUCAACCAAGGACAAGGAUUAUAUUCCAAUAACAAAGUAUACGAAGCCUGCCCGUAUCGGGCCAAAGGAUGUGCGUGCGCCAACCAAGAACGAGCUAACUGAUAGGCAGAGGCAGGCUUUGGCUGCGCUUAAGCAGACGCACCAGUCAAGGGCGCCACUGCGAGCGGCGCCACUGCCCAAGAAGCAGCCUGCCAAGGCCACCGGGAACCCGAACAUGGCUAUGGAAGACCGACUCUAUCUCAGCGUGGCGUCUGAGGCAAAAACGAUUGUCGUGUUCAUCAACAAGAAGGCAACUAUCGGAAGCGCCACAGAUCAGUUUGCAAGACAGCUUGGGCUAUCGAUGCUCCCGGGAAAGGUAGCGUGCAGGCAAUAGCGCAGUAGUCGCAUCUCUAAGGACUUCAGACAACAACAGCCCCCCAAUGUCUAAUAGCUUUUGGCACCAGCAUUUGCCUACUGCUAAAUGUAGGUUUACAGCUUGCAGGUUGCUGCGUCGGGCGAGAUGCUUUCCCCUGGGACACCUUUGACCAGCUCCUGGUUGCACGGUCCGACACAACGUUCUUC
Molecule: messenger RNA, 728 nt
Organism: Linderina pennispora
Lineage: Eukaryota; Fungi; Kickxellomycota; Kickxellomycetes; Kickxellales; Kickxellaceae
Exons: 5
Coding region: 1-540 (179 amino acids)
Cellular component (GO): cytoplasm
Molecular function (GO): zinc ion binding
Source: RefSeq, a predicted model, not a curated record